Molecule: messenger RNA, 309 nt
Organism: Dacryopinax primogenitus
Lineage: Eukaryota; Fungi; Basidiomycota; Dacrymycetes; Dacrymycetales; Dacrymycetaceae
Exons: 2
Coding region: 1-309 (102 amino acids)
Source: RefSeq, a predicted model, not a curated record
AUGUCUACAUCCCAGCGACAGCGAAGCGCGCUGGAUCUCCGAAAUCGGGUGCAAUUCGGCAUGGCCACCGAAGGUCUUACUCUCGAGCAUGCCUGUAUGGAUCUUUCUACGAGCCUGCAGAAUUCAGUUAACAUACGAGCUUCGUCCGGUGUAUCCGCUUCUCCUGAUGUACCUGAUGUGUCUGAUACCCUUCUUAUCGAGCCAAUCAUACCCUUGGACCUCAAGGAGGUGGCCCAGUUCCUGGCAUGUUUCGGCUUCCUUCGUCUCUACUGCAACGGCGCAUUCAUUAUGCGCCGAGGAUCUGGAUGA